AUGCCUCCCCGCGGCCCGUCGGCGUUGGUGAUACGCUGCUUCAAGCGGCUUGAGCACGCCGCGGACCGCCUGACCGGCGCGGCGGGGCCAGUCUUCAUCGGCCUCGCCUGGAUUCUAACCGUCCUCGGCGGAUUCGCCUUCUUCGACGUCGUGACCCGUGACCUGUCAUGGCUCGCGACGAUAGCCAUGCUUCCGUUCUACGCCCUCGUGCCGCUCAACAUGUACGGCCAGUAUUGGCUCGCGACGCAUGUGCCGUCUGGGUACCCCUUGCCGCAAUCCGAGAAGGAGGAGCGCUUCCUCGGCAACGACCCCAGCAGCUGGCUCGCGCCAGAGCAAUGGGGCUUUAAGCGCACGAGAGGGACGGCAGUGAGCGGGAACGCGUUCGGAGGACGGCGCCGCGUUCGGCGGUGUCGGAAAUGUAACGGCCCCAAGCCUCCAGUGAGCUACUUCGCUGAACUCGAAGCAGGAGCUAACGGCAGCGCACCCACCACUGCUCAGUAUGCAAGCGCUGCGUGCUCCUUAUGGAUCACCACUGUCCUUCGCCACUUCGUGCUCUUCAUGGCGUGGCUCUCGCUUGGGGCGUGGUUCGUCGUUGCGCUUGGCUACGACUACUUCUGGGCCACCCUAGACUGGAAGUUGCCUGUGAGCUUAUCGCGCGUUAGAUUUGAGCUGAUCAUCCAGUACCCUGCCAAAGUCACGCCCAAGGUCGCGUUCACGCUGACAUAUGUUCUGUGCUGCGCUAUCGGACUCGCUGUGCCCGUCCUAGCAGGGUGGCACAUGUACAUGGUGUCGCAGGGCGAGACCUCGAUCGAGGGACACGACAACGACUACCUGCGCAAGAAGGCGAAGAAAGACGGUCUGAUAUAUCUGAACCCGUACGACUAUGGCGCAAAGCGUAACCUGCAGAUGUUCUUCAACGUCGGGCCGGGCGGAUACCCCCUCUCAACACUCCUGUUUCCUUUCGUUGUUCCUCCCGCUAGCGACGGGUGGAGCUGGCCGCUGCGGAGCUACCCCGAGAAGCCGCCAAAGGGGGCGCCGAAACCCCGUUCCUCGGAGGAAGGGGCGCAGGGCGACGGUCCCGGAGGGCGAUACGUCAUGGGCGGCGCUGAUGAGCUGACAGACGAUGAGGGUGGAGGCGGCGGGUGGUGGGAGGACGAGGACGAGGAGCUCGAGCGUGCUCUCGACGUGCAGGACGAGUGA
Molecule: messenger RNA, 1200 nt
Organism: Trichosporon asahii var. asahii CBS 2479
Lineage: Eukaryota; Fungi; Basidiomycota; Tremellomycetes; Trichosporonales; Trichosporonaceae
Exons: 4
Coding region: 1-1200 (399 amino acids)
Source: RefSeq, a predicted model, not a curated record